This is a messenger RNA of Suillus subalutaceus, 828 nucleotides long. RefSeq lists its product as uncharacterized. The transcript is spliced from 2 exons. The record is from RefSeq and is a predicted model, not a curated record. NCBI's taxonomy places the organism in Eukaryota, Fungi, Basidiomycota, Agaricomycetes, Boletales, Suillaceae. Bases 243 to 605 code for a protein of 120 amino acids.
GGGAUAGCAAAGUUAACCACGGUUCUGGAUGAGCACGUUACCCUUGUCCAUGCCAUUGCAAUAUCACCGAAUGGCCGCAUCCCCGCAAGCGCAUCGUUGGACUACACAGCGCGACUGUGGAACCUCGACAAUGGACUACCUAUCAGUUCGCCCCUGCAGCAUCCACGUGCAGUACGCUGCGUGUCAUUUUCUGCGGAUGGAAAGCUACUAGCAACUGGCUGCGAGGACAAAAAUGCGUACACAUGGGAUGUGGCCCGGGCAACCGUCGUGACACGCUUGAUGAUCACUUCGGUGAUUGGAACUGGAAAAAAAUAAUAUUGUUGGGUGCGUUGACUCGUUAUCUUCUGUUGAUUUUCAUCAAGGUGUUUUUAAUAGGGCGGACUUUACUGCGCAAACUCAAGGAGGCUGCUGCAACCGCCCGAGCCCACCGUGAAGAACUUGCAGAACUUGAAGGUGCAAUCGAUGCAUCAACAUUAGCAUUGUGGCGGGCUGAUGUAGAGGCAUGGGAAGAAGACAAUACCAAACCAAACCCCUUCGAAAGUCGAGUCGUUCACAUCAAUGCAUCAACCGCAAGGGAUCCUGGAGGUAGGACGAAGAGGUCUUGAAGUACAUGAUCUGUGUGACGGGCGCCAUGAUGGGAGGCGAUUAAGGAGGCAGUAGAAAUCACUUACUUAGUUUAAUAGCAGACUCGGCGGGCCGAAGGUCUAUCCGCUGGUUCACUCAAGACAAAUUUUAGGACAAGAAGAUACUUAUUCCCUGAGUAUUGAGCGAGAAGACCUUGCUUGUAUUUUUCUAGAGUCACAGCAAUCCUUACAAUGGUAUCAUGCG